UCAGAGUGAAGAGGGAGAUGAGGAGUCAUGGCCAAGUCUGAGGUUCUCCUCCGCAACAUGAAGGAGAAGGAGUGCUGACUCCUACUGCUCCUGCUGGAUUACUGACAGCGUGCUCCUCUCCAGGAAAGAGGAGGAGGUGCACCAUGGCUGAGCCCCUGCUGAAGAGGACCUUCUCCAGACUGAGAGGCAAAGACAGAAGACGCAGAAAAACCGAUCCCAAACUUAACGAGGUUCUGGUCCAAUCCGACACUGUCCAGAUGUCUUCAUCUCCAUCAUCACCAUCGAUGAUGACUACAUCGAGAACAGCAACUGACCCUAACCACCCAUCACCCACUUGUAACCACAUCACUGUUGCUAAAAAACAGCAGUGGGCAUGGCAGGGCAUGUCAGUUUCACCCCCCUAUCUAAGCUCUGCCCACAGGCCUUUGGACCAAGUCCAACCAUGUGGGAUAACAUCCCAGGAUGCUGUGGAACAAGAUAGGAGUUUGAGACUGGGACAGAAUAAGAAGCAGCAAUACGGUGACCGGAUGUCCUCAGAUCCGAUCAGCUGUGUUUCUGUGAGCACAGCUGUGCAGCAGGAUGCCUCCCAGCCAGCAGGGAGCUCCACUGACACUGCCAUCACGAGCACCAAGCUGUCGGGCCAGCGAGCCUACCUGCAGAGUCUAGACCGCAGCAGCCGAGCAUGGGUGCUGUCUUCAGGAAAAUCCCAGGCUUCAGACGAUGUGUGCAGCCCUCUACAUGACAGCAGCAGCAACAUCUGGUACAACCCCAUCCCAGAGGAGGAGGAUGCAAGAACACACAUGGAGGAGGAGAUAUGGAGGAGGAGAGACCACAAUGUGGAGGAAGGACGAGUAAAGAUGGCGUGGCCUGGAGAUGCUGGAGUAGAGCUCGAUGGUUGUAGCAGUGAGUGGCCACAGGAGGGUGCUGACCCAAGCAUCAGCGUCAGUCACCUGACUGAUGACAUCACAGAUUCCCCUCCCUCAGACUCUAGCCCCACCUCCCAGAAGAAAGGGGGUGGGACUGGUAGGGUGAUUGACAGGCUGAGGUCUCCAGGCACAGUGAGGAAACUUUCUCUAAAAAUGAAGAAACUUCCCGAGUUGCGCCGAAAACUCAGCCUUCGUUCAGCCACCCGCACUCAUCACCAGGGUAACAGCAGAGGGGGCGGGGAUGAGGGGAAGAAUGCAACAUCAUCAUCAAUAUCAUCAUCGGUGCUGUCAAAUCAGAACAUCAUAAGCAGAUAUCAUCUUGACAGCUCCACCCCCCCAACCCGACCGCUGCGACGAUCGAACAGAGGACGUGCUACCAGUAAAGGAGGAUAUCUCAGUGAUGGAGACUCCCCUGAGCUGUUGCCACGGCAACAGAUGCCUCACUUUGCCAACACCCAGGAAGUGCCAUGUAAUGUCAGUUCAUUCCGGCUGUACGUGAGUUCAGAUCUGCCGCGAUGCAGCCAGCGGGUGACCGGGUUACUAACAGUCCACUUGCUGGGCCUGGAGGAGAUGAAGAUCAGCAGGUCAGAGGACAGUAAGGACAUUUUCUUGGCCAUCCAGACCGAUGGCGUAACAAGAGCAAGGACCGCCCUUCUGACCCUGAGAGGCUCCGCCCUGUCCUUGAACCACACAUUCCAUCUGGAGUUGGAGAGGGCCCAACAGCUCCGCAUUGUGGUUUUAACACCAGCCAGCCCACCGGCUGCAGGGAUGGUGAAAGCCACGACAGAGCAGCAACAUCAGGUGACUUCAGGAGGGCCAACCAGAAACAGAGUUUGUUGCCUGGGUGGAGUCUCCAUCCCACCACUCUUCAAAGGGAGUCGUAGUCAGCAGCUGUGUUUGAAGCUGGAGCCCAGAGGACUCCUCUAUGUCAAGCUGUCUCUGCAGGAGAAAUGGGACACACAGACCAAUGGGGAUGCUUCAUCACCUGCCAUUGUGUUUGGGGUUGAACUGCACCACCUGGUGGAUAAAGAAGACUCUGCAUUUCCAGUCCCCCUGCUAAUCCAAAAAACUGUUGCUGAGAUCGAGCGACGAGGACUGAAGGUGGUGGGUCUGUACAGACUGUGUGGUUCUGCUGCAGUGAAGAAGGAGCUCAGGGAUUGGUUCGAGAGGAACAGUGCAGCCGUUUGUCUGUCAGAAGAUCUCUACCCUGACAUCAACGUCAUCACAGGUAUUCUGAAGGACUACCUGCGGGAGCUGCCGUCUCCUCUCAUAACCAGGACUCUGUAUGAGGUGGUCCGGGAAGCCAUGACCCUGCGACCUCCACCUGUGACCCCAGACCUGCAGCUGGCCCAGAGCACUGUGGAGCUGCUGUCCUGUCUGCCACCUCCAGAGAAGGCCACACUUUCUCUCCUGCUUGACCACCUCAGCCUGGUGGCAUCCUUCAGCUCCUCCAACAGAAUGACCCACCAGAAUCUGGCCGUCUGCUUUGGCCCGGUUCUCCUCACCCCAACUCAGGAAGCUUGGAGGGCAGAAAGAGGAAUGGGAAAGAGCUUGGGUCCUGGAGGGGAGAUGGCAAGUGCUGUAGACUUCAAACGGCACAUCGAGGCAUUGCAUUAUCUGCUGCAGCUGUGGCCAGUGCCAACACGAGUCUCAGCACAUGACCACGCUCCUGCAUCCUCCCCCACAUUUACCCACAAUCCCCUGGGCCAGCAACAGUAUCAACCCGUCUUGCAAUUGGCUAUGAACCCGAACACAGAGGAGGAAGCGGUGGUGUCACGGCGAGAGCGUGGCAGCAUGACCCGGCUGGAAAGUCCACCAUCCAUCACCAACCGAUACGCCGGAGACUGGACUGUCUGUGGACGAGACCUUCUGUCCAGGCAGGACGUCGACUACGAUGAGGUGGCAGGAAGUGAGAGUGAUGGAGGCAGUGGUGAUGAAGAGGAGAGGAGGAAGGAGGAGUGGUCAUCAGGAGGAGGAUCUCUUUACGUGGAUGAGUUUCUGGAUUUUGACGCUCCAUUUAACUGUCGUCUCAGUCUGAAGGACUUUGACACCCUGAUCCACGAUCUGGACCAAGAACUGGCCAAACAGAUCUGCCUGUAGACAAAGAUUGAGGAGGAUGAGGAAGAGAAUGAGGAGGAUCUGAGGAGGAUCUGAUGUUCAACCAGAGCAGCGGUCUCAUCCAAAAAUUUCCCCGUGGGAACUCUUCCCCAGUUGGAGCUCUUCCCUGUAUAAACUUUUCCCGUUGGAUUGUUUCCUCAUUGGAACAUUCCCCAUCAGAACGUUUCACCAUCAGAGCUCUUCCCCAUUGGAAUUCUCCCCCAUCAGAUCAUUUCCCAGUUGGAGCAUUUCCCAUCAGAAUUAAGUUCUAUGUAGGCUUUGAACAAAGUAGGUCCUGAUGGACCACAGAAAGUUCUGAUGGACUUCCGCUUUGUUGCUUCCUGUGCUGAUGCACAGACCUGACGAGACCUGUUGGUUCUGGUUUCCUGGUCUUGCACUAGGUUCUGAUUCAGAACUAGAUAACCUGGAGUGUUUUUCAGUAUUAUUCAUCCAUCCAUCCAUUUUCUGCCACUUUCGGGUCGUGGGGGCCCAGACUUCCCUCUCCCCGGCCACAUUCAUCAGCUCAUCUGGAGUGAUCCUGAAUGCGUUCCCAGACCAGCAGAGAGAUGUAGUCCGUCCAGCACGUCCUAGGUCUUCCUCAGGGCCUCUUUCUGGUGGGACCUUCCCGGAACACCUCACCAGGGAGGCGUCCGGGAGGCAUCCUAACCAGAUGCCCGAGCC
Melanotaenia boesemani (Boeseman's rainbowfish) is the source of this 3704-nucleotide messenger RNA. RefSeq names its product rho GTPase-activating protein SYDE1. NCBI's taxonomy places the organism in Eukaryota, Metazoa, Chordata, Actinopteri, Atheriniformes, Melanotaeniidae. The record is from RefSeq and is a predicted model, not a curated record. The transcript has 14 exons. Bases 144 to 3026 code for a protein of 960 amino acids. Gene Ontology annotation, biological process: signal transduction.